CUAGAAAGGGCUUAUCAACGCUUAUCCUUCGAGAGUUCCAUUUCACCAUGGCCGGACACGGUUCCCGUGACGGCCCUCGAACCGACCAGCCACCGUCAAAGCAGCGUCCGAGGAACUUUUUGGACGGGUUCACCAACCGUUCGGCUACCGCUACGAAGAAAACACGUCAGCAGUCGUCGACGGCGUCCCGCGAGUCUAGGUCGGUGACGGGAUCAUCGGCGGGCGUCAGCGUGCUGGACCAGUACCGAUAUUUGCAGACGCAGCACCAAGAGCUGAUGGAGAAGUACAACGCACUGAAGCGCGAGCAUCGAGCCCUGGAGGACCGCCAUGUGCGACUGAAGACGGAGAACGGCAACCUGAAGGAAGCGUACGAGGAACUGCAGGAGAACUACAACAGCAUGCUGGACUCGCAGAAGAGUUUCACCGCCGGAAAGUUGCUGGUGUACUUGAAGCUGAAGCGGCGCGAAGACAAGGAAGCGCUCGAGAAGCGAAAUAUCAUCAAAAACGAAGCCUGCUUCAACACGUUCUUGGAGGACGUCCAGAUGCACGAGAGCAACCCGCGGAUACCGAAGAUCGUCGUGGAGUGCGUGACGGUGGUGGAGUCCAGCGACAAGUUUAUGAAGUCGGUGGGGCUGUAUCGGGUGUCGGGGAAUCACAACACGAUCCAGAACCUGCGGUACGACAUCAACGCGGACAGCUACAAGAAGUUGCGCCGCCAGAAGAGUCCGCACGAGGUGUGCGGGAUUCUGAAGUUGUUCUUGCGCGAGCUGAAGGAGCCACUGGUGUCACUGUGGCAGUUGAAUCGAAUAAUUCCGGGACCGUCGGAUAUGAUACACAACAGGGUGCUGAAAGUGCUUGAACUGGUCAAUUCAUUGGACGACAUACGGAGGGAAACGUUGCAGUAUUUGAUGAAACAUAUCAGAAAGGUCGUCGCCGUCGAGGACAACGAGAUGGACACGCUCAGCUUGGCGAUGCUGAUGAGUUCGUGCAUCUUCAACGAGACGCUCACCGACGUGUGCCCGGAGCGCUUCGAGACGGUCAGUGCCGUGCCGCGGGAGUGCAUCAUCACCAUGGUUGACCGCUACGAUGAGAUAUUCGAGAAAUAAAGAUGGAGAUUUAGCAUUUAAA
Messenger RNA from Culex pipiens pallens (northern house mosquito), 1128 nucleotides. RefSeq names its product WW domain-containing protein tag-325 (gene RhoGAP16F). Lineage: Eukaryota; Metazoa; Arthropoda; Insecta; Diptera; Culicidae. The transcript is spliced from 6 exons. The coding region runs from base 48 to 1106 and encodes 352 amino acids. The record is from RefSeq and is a predicted model, not a curated record. Gene Ontology annotation, biological process: signal transduction; regulation of GTPase activity. Gene Ontology annotation, cellular component: cytoplasm.